Molecule: messenger RNA, 899 nt
Organism: Trichechus manatus latirostris (Florida manatee)
Lineage: Eukaryota; Metazoa; Chordata; Mammalia; Sirenia; Trichechidae
Gene: MSMP
Product: microseminoprotein, prostate associated
Exons: 2
Coding region: 33-791 (252 amino acids)
Cellular component (GO): cytoplasm
Source: RefSeq, a predicted model, not a curated record
AAGCCUAUGAGAGCAGAGGGCACUGAGAUGGUAUGAGACAGGAGCCCAAGGGAGAAAGAGAGAAAGUCAAGGAAAGAAGCAAAGAAAAGCCAAGGAGACAGAAGCCACGAAGUGUCCAAGAGGGCUGUGCUGCAGGAAUGGCCCUGAAGAUGCUCUGGCCUGGACAGGCCAAGGGGACCCUGGGAAGCCAGGGGAUCAUCUGCUUGGUGAUGUCUCUACUCCUCCAGCACCCAGGAGUCCACAGCAAGUGCUACUUCCAAGCUCAAGGUAAAGCUGGGGGAGGUGUCAGGAAAGGACAAGGAGCAGAGGGUGUUGGGGUGAAGGGCUUAGUGAUGAUCCUGUGUUGGAAUGGCAUAAUACCUAAACUCCUUCCAACUCUAAAGCAGAAAAGGAAAACUAAAUAUGGGGGACUGUGCUCUUACUCUCUUCCACCCAGAUCAGAAAGGAAUCUGUCUGCCUCUACCACUCCCACAUACACUAACAUUUCCCAUUCUUCCCUAGCCCCCUGUCACUAUGAGGGGAAAUAUUUUACCCUGGGCGAGUCUUGGCUCCGCAAGGACUGUUUCCAUUGUACCUGUCUGCAUCCUGUCGGUGUGGGCUGCUGUGACACGUCCCAGCAUCCCAUCGACUUCCCUGCUGGAUGUGAGGUACAUCAGGAGGCAGGAACCUGCCAGUUCUCCCUGGUGCAAAAAUCUGACCCCCGACUGCCCUGCAAAGGGGGAGGGCCCAACCCAGAGUGGGGCUCAGCUAACACUCCUGAUCCUGGGGCUCCUGCUCCCCACUCCAGUUAAAUUCAUCUGAUCACCCUUAUGCUGACUGCCCACUGCUGCUGCCACUUCCAGGGAAACCACUAGCAGCUACGAAUUUAUUCUGAAUAAAUAAGUUAAUGCUACCGCUGA